GGCAGGCACGAAUCGGGCACCAAAAGUGCCCAAUGCCUUUCCCCCUCCUACUACCGGUCUCCCGGGACCCAAUCCCUUAAAACCCCGCACCCGGCCUUUCACUCAAAGGGAAACCGAGUCCACAAGGGGAGGAGUGUUAGGGGAUCAUCCCCGGUCAAGGUACCGGCUACAUGCCCCCUCCGACCCCAAUACCAGGAGGGAGCCAGGCUUGAGCCCGGACCCCUGACCUAAGACCAGCCCCGGAGCCCCAGCCGAACCCGCUCCUCUUUUUUCGCCUAUGCUACAGAGCUGCCCGAAGCCAUGCCAGGGAAACAGGGCGAGGGGGACCCUGGAGAGGGAGACCUGGGGCUGGGGGACCUGACCCCCGAGGAGCUGAGCGAGGGACAGGCGGCCGCCCUGGUCCUGGAGGAGAUGCUGGCCCUGACGUCUCAGAGCCUGGUGCGGACCGAGAUCGGGGAGCUCUACCACGAGGUCCGCCAGCUGGGCCAAGGCCGCUUCGGCCGCGUCCUGCUGGUCUCCCAUCGCCGCAGAGGCUCGCUGAUGGCCCUGAAGCUCCUGCCCAAGGACCUGACCCCCCGGCACAGCUUCCUGUACGAGUUUUGCGUGGGACUGGCCCUCGGCUCCCACCCGGGCAUCGUGACCAACUUCGGCAUCGGCCUGGAGUCCCGCGACUGCUACGGCUUCCUGACCGAGGCCGCCCCGCUGAGGGACCUCAUCGCCUUCAUCCAGCCCAAGGCCGGCCUCCCGGAGCCCGCGGCUCAGCGCUGUGCGGAGCAGUUAGCCGCGGCCCUGGAACACAUCCACUCGCGGGGCCUAGUGUACCGGGACCUGAAACCCGAGAACGUCCUGGUAUUUGAUCCCGAGUGCCAGAGGGUCAAACUGGCCGACUUCGGCCACACGCGGCCCCGGGGAACCCUGCUGCGGCUGGCCGGGGGCCCCAUCCCCUACACGGCCCCCGAGCUCUGCGCCCCGCCCCCCCGCCCCGAAGGCCUCCCCAUCCAGCCCUCCCUGGACGCCUGGGCCCUGGGCGUCGUGCUCUUCUGCCUGCUGACCGGCUACUUCCCCUGGGAACGCCCGCUGCCCGACGACCCGUCCUACGACGACUUCGUGGCCUGGCAGGCGUCCGGCCUCCCCCGGGACCGGCCGCCCCCGUGGGCGGGCCUGGCCCCUCCGGCCACGCAGCUGCUGAAGGGGCUUCUGGCCCUGAGUCCCCGGGAGAGGAGGAGCGUGGGCUCCAUUCGAGGGUACCUGGGCAAGGCUUGGAGGGAGCCGGUCCGGGGCGGGGACGGCGAGGGAGGGCGGGGAGAGGAGGAGAACGAUGCACAGUGAGCGGGCUUGGGGCGAAGGGGCUGGGGUCUCCCACCCACGACCCCCCUCCGGGACCACUCUCUUGGGCUCCCGAGACGGGGUGAUGGGCAGCAGGGGCCUAGGGUGGAGAUCUCUCACUCCCUCCUCGUCUCUCAUUCUUCACCUCUGCCCAUCUCUCCCUCUUCUGUCUCUCUCUCUGCCCAUCUCUCUCCUUAUUCUUGUCUUUCUCCUUCGUCUGCACCUCUUCUUCUCCCUCUCCUCCGAAUCAACAGAUGUCUAUCGAAUGCCCCCCACUCGACUCUCCUCUCCUCGCCUCUCUACACCCCCUCCCCACUUCCUGGUCCCCGCCCUCCUUCUCCCUCCCGAUUCUCUCUCUUUCCAGUUAGAGAAUAAAGUCCCAUAGAGGGUUUCCUCUCA
Messenger RNA from Ornithorhynchus anatinus (platypus), 1725 nucleotides. RefSeq names its product SH3 domain binding kinase family member 2 (gene SBK2). NCBI's taxonomy places the organism in Eukaryota, Metazoa, Chordata, Mammalia, Monotremata, Ornithorhynchidae. The coding region runs from base 301 to 1329 and encodes 342 amino acids. The record is from RefSeq and is a predicted model, not a curated record. Gene Ontology annotation, biological process: peptidyl-threonine phosphorylation; peptidyl-serine phosphorylation. The transcript is spliced from 4 exons. Gene Ontology annotation, molecular function: ATP binding; protein serine/threonine kinase activity.